CUUCCCCCGAUAAAAUUGUGCCCCGUGGUUUCUUUACUUAGCCGCUCACCAUCCCUGUCUUCGCAAUUAGCCGCUCAGCAAAACAGCAGCUCCACUGCGAACGUUAUCUCGCUCUCUCUUCCCAGUAAAGACAGCCUCUCGCCCAGUACUAUUCGCGGCCUUGCAGCCUCAACAAGUACCUCCAUUCAAGAGUGAUAGAGAGAGAAAGAAAGAGGAAGUAUGGCUAGAUAUGAUCGUGCGAUCACUGUAUUCUCCCCGGAUGGGCAUCUGUUUCAGGUGGAGUAUGCCCUAGAAGCUGUCCGCAAGGGAAACGCUGUGGUAGGUGUUAGGGGCACCGACAACAUUGUCCUUGGCGUCGAGAAAAAGUCCACUGCUAAGCUACAAGACUCUCGAUCUGUUCGGAAGAUAGUGAGUCUUGAUAACCACAUUGCAUUGGCCUGUGCUGGACUGAAAGCAGAUGCACGGGUUUUGAUCAAUAGGGCACGCAUUGAAUGCCAAAGUCACAGGCUUACUGUUGAGGAUCCUGUAACUGUUGAACACAUAACACGUUAUAUUGCCGGUCUUCAGCAGAAGUAUACUCAAAGUGGUGGUGUGAGACCAUUUGGACUUUCAACUUUAAUUGUGGGUUUUGACCCGCAUACUGGUAUUCCUUCGCUAUAUCAGACAGAUCCUUCAGGAACAUUUUCUGCCUGGAAAGCUAAUGCAACUGGGAGAAACUCAAAUUCAAUGAGAGAGUUUCUGGAGAAAAAUUACAAGGAAACUUCAAAACAAGCAACUAUCAAACUGGCCAUUCGUGCGCUUCUUGAAGUUGUUGAAAGUGGGGGUAAAAACAUAGAGAUUGCAGUGAUGACCAAAGAGGGACUGUGCCAACUUGAGGAAUCAGAAAUUGAUGCUAUUGUUUCAGAAAUUGAAGAGGAGAAAGCAGCUGCUGAGGCUGCCAAGAAGGGCCCCCCAAAAGAUACCUAACAGAAUUUUGUUCCCUUCGCUUAAUACUGUAUUGUGGUGAUUGCCUUUUUAGGUGUUUUGAUUUCGUUUCUAAUUAACAAUUGCUUUCAUUUGCUGGAGCUGGGGUACCUGCAAAGUAUAACUGGCGACAUUAAGUUACAGUGAGAUACUUUGGUAUGAAUUCAUUCCCCCUUCAUAUUCAACAUUCUGUCACAAAACUUCAAAAGUUUGCACUCAGGAAUUCUCAACUUGUUGCAAAUAAUAUUACUAGUGCCCUACCCCAAA
This is a messenger RNA of Amborella trichopoda, 1230 nucleotides long. Its product is annotated as proteasome subunit alpha type-7. Gene Ontology annotation, cellular component: proteasome core complex; proteasome core complex, alpha-subunit complex. NCBI's taxonomy places the organism in Eukaryota, Viridiplantae, Streptophyta, Magnoliopsida, Amborellales, Amborellaceae. Gene Ontology annotation, biological process: ubiquitin-dependent protein catabolic process. The record is from RefSeq and is a predicted model, not a curated record.